Messenger RNA from Sarcophilus harrisii (Tasmanian devil), 2334 nucleotides. It is a transcript of the gene SERINC2, whose product is annotated as serine incorporator 2. Bases 447 to 1631 code for a protein of 394 amino acids. Lineage: Eukaryota; Metazoa; Chordata; Mammalia; Dasyuromorphia; Dasyuridae. The transcript has 10 exons. The record is from RefSeq and is a predicted model, not a curated record. Gene Ontology annotation, cellular component: membrane.
UCACCCCGCACCGGCACAAAUAUCAGAGUUGGAUCAGACCCUAGAUGUCAGUUUAAUCCCAGCUCUGUCUCUCAUUUUCCCGAAAGGAAAGCUAGGGCCCGAGAAAGGACAGAAAUUUUGCUCAGGAGAACCUAGUUCGCCAGCGGCGGAGUCUGGACUCUCCGUCAUUUAAAACGCACGUUCCUUAAACGCUCAGAGAGAUUGGCCCCGAUGACUCCAUAGACCAAACAAAGGACUUGAUGCGGGUCCUCAGGGAGCUCGCUUUCCUUUGCCGCCGCCUCGGCUCCCGGGGAGCAGAGGGGACCGAAAUAUAGAUACAGGCAUCCUGUCUCUGUGGCUCAGCCCCCUGCAUCUUGUGUGGCUGCUGCCCCUCCAGCCGCAAUUCCACCAUCAGCCGCCUUGCCUUCACCUUCUUAUUGUUUCUUGGGGUCCUGGUGGCUGUCAUUAUGCUCAGUCCUGGAGUGGAGAGCCACCUAUAUAAGCUGCCCUGGGUGUGUGAGGGGACUCCCUCCACUUUGGGUAUCGAAGGCCAUGUGGACUGUGGAUCCCUGCUAGGCCAUCGAGCUGUCUACCGUGUGUGCUUUGCCCUGGCUGCUUUCUUCUUCCUCUUCACCCUGCUGAUGAUCUGCGUGAAGAACAGCAAGGACCCUCGGGCUGCCAUCCAGAAUGGGUUUUGGUUUUUUAAGUUCCUGGUUCUUCUAGGAAUCAUUGUGGGUGCCUUCUAUAUCCCAGAUGGCUCCUUCACCAAUGUCUGGUUCUACUUUGGUGUGGUUGGCUCCUUUCUCUUCAUCCUAAUCCAGCUCAUCCUGCUGAUCGACUUCGCACAUUCUUGGAACCAGAGCUGGCUGUGGAAGGCCGAAGAGCGCGACUCCCGGUGCUGGUAUGCAGGCCUCUUCUUCUUUACCUUCCUCUUCUAUGGAAUCGCCCUUACUGCCAUAGCACUCAUGUACAUCUACUAUACCCAUUCGGGGGCCUGCUAUGAAGGCAAGGUCUUCAUCAGCCUCAACCUGGUCUUCUGCAUUUGUGUCUCCAUUGUGGCUGUUCUACCCAAGGUCCAGGAAGCCCAGCCAAACUCGGGCCUGCUACAAGCCUCCGUCAUCACUGUCUACACCAUGUUUAUCACCUGGUUGGCUCUGACCAACAUCCCUGACCAGAAAUGCAACCCCAACCUCCCAACAGUGGCCAACACAACCAGCACGGAUCCUUCCAAGGGCUACACUACGCAGUGGUGGGAUGCGCCCAGCAUCGUGGGCUUGAUCAUCUUCAUCCUCUGCACCAUCUUCAUCAGCAUCCGCUCUUCUGACAACAAGCAGGUGAACAGCCUGAUGCAGACGGAGGAGACCCCCCCAAUGCUGGAGGACCAGCAGCAGGUGGUGGAGGGCCGGGCCUAUGACAACGAGCAGGACACGGUCUCCUACAACUACUCCUUCUUCCACUUCUGCCUCUGCCUCGCCUCUCUGUACAUCAUGAUGACACUCACCAACUGGUACAGGCCAGACGAUGUCACCAGGAAGAUGGUCAGCACCUGGACUGCAGUCUGGGUGAAGAUCUGCGCCAGCUGGGCAGGGCUGUUCCUCUAUCUCUGGACCCUGGUUGCCCCCCUCCUUCUGCCCAACCGAGACUUCAGCUGAGACUGGUCCAAUCCCCAGUGCCAUUCUUGCCUGACCAAAGAUGCCUUGUUGCCAAGGGUCAGAUGACUUCGGUCCCUCUUGUAGUCUGGCUCCCACAAUCCCCCCUUGUCUCCCCUUCUCCAGACCUUCUGCCAUAGAAGUACCCAUCCUCCCUUUCUCUCCCCUCUUCCCUAAAUCCAGUGUGGAAGGAGGGAGGUGGGGAAAGCGUCCUGAACCUUGGGGCCAUUGAACAAGAUGGCUUCUAUGAACCCUUUCAACUGUAACCUUCCGUGAGUGAGCCUGUGAAUAGCCCUGGAUGUGGCUGAGUUGGAACUCGGCUUCUUUCUUCUUGGUGCCUUGGGGGGCUUGGAUGGGACCUGGCAGGGCCGGGUGAGGGUUAUGGGGGCACCCAUUCUCCUCUUGUCCUGCUGUCCCCUUCUCCCCCUGCCCCCAAUGCCUUGUUACAUAACUUUCAGCUCUCCUCCAGAAUGGGUGUCCUCCCUCAGAAUGGGCAGGAAAGCUCGAGCCUUCCUCUCGGUUUCCUGGCCAGCAGGGAGGCCACUGGGCUGGGAGGAAAGAUUCCCCAGGUUGGGGUGAGUUUGUUCUCCAUCCCACAUCCCCCCUUCUUCUCCUCCAUUCCUGGGCUCUGUGUCUUUUAGGAACCUUUCCACUUUUUAAUAUUUAAAAACUCAAUAAUAAACAUCCAGUGGGUUUGCCUUACUGA